Molecule: messenger RNA, 4258 nt
Organism: Drosophila busckii
Lineage: Eukaryota; Metazoa; Arthropoda; Insecta; Diptera; Drosophilidae
Exons: 1
Coding region: 24-2279 (751 amino acids)
Source: RefSeq, a predicted model, not a curated record
AAGAGCCGCCUGCAAAAUCCUCAAUGCAAACGUCGCGUGCGGCCGGCGCAGGCGACAAGACCAAGCGUAGAAUUAGAAUCGUAGUAACCGACAACAACAAUUUAGCCAGCGCACCACCACCACCCAGUGCACCCAGUGCACCACCACUACACACAAGCACACACACACAAUCGCACUCGCCCAGCCAUGAGACGAAGCGCUUGAACAUUGAGUACAGCGAUAAUGACAGCGGGCUGAUUUGGGAUACGGAUAAGGAUAUAUUGAUAUUGUCGGGACGCAAUAAGAAUGACAAGAACUGGGAGAACUGGGAGCGCAUACGCGAGCAGAAGCUGGAGAAGAUGAAGAACAUUUGCUUCGAAAGCUACAGACAGUCGAAGCGCGACAAGUCGCUGGUGAAGCCAAAGCCCAAGCAGCUGGACUCCACAUGGUAUACGGAUAAUAUUUACUCCAAUCGCUCGGAUGACUACGAUGAGGAUUAUGUGCCGGACUGUCUGAAGUAUGGCAGCUAUAGCAAUCGCAUAUUGCGCGACAUACGCGAGCAGGACGAGAAAUACGCUGAGGAUGGGCAGCCCAUGCGUGAGCGACGUGGCGAGGGCGAAGGCUCGCCUGGCUAUGGACUGCAGCGCUCCAAGAGCUGCAAGGAGUUUCAGUAUCCCAAAUCGCAAAGCUGCUGCUUCGAGGGCAAUGUCUAUGAAGUGGGUCAAGGCGCUGCCGCCACAACAGGCACAACUUCCAUAUUGAAGAAUCGCUCAGGUGUGCCCAAGUCUUAUUCAUUUAGCGCUUCGACCAAAACAAUGCCAUUUGACAUAAUCGACUAUGAGCUGCCGCCAGCAUCGAAUACGCGGCGGGAUAAGCGUGAAGCCUACAGACGAAGCAUGCAGCUGCUUUAUAGCAAUAGCUUGGAUAGCCAUGGGCAUGGGCACAGCUGCUGUGCGCGUGAGCAGUGCACCAGCGCCAAGUGCCUGCUGGACGAUAUUUAUGCUGGAGCGCGUGGUGCUGCUGCUGGGCGUGGCAGCAACAGGCAGCUCAGUCGCCAGCUGCGCUCGCCUGCGGAUUGGCUGUUCGAAGAGGAGCAGCAGCAGCUGCGCCGCAGUCAGCGUCAGCAGCAGCAGCAGCAGCAGGUGGUUUGCUGCUGUGCGUCCGAUGACUAUUGCUGCCAUCGCCAGCCGCCAGCGCCGCAGCGUUUAGCGCGACGUGCGCCGCCGCCGCCACACUGCCCAGGUCAUCAUCCAGCUGCAGAGGAGGAGGAGCACAUGCAUUGCCGCUACGACACCGAGCUGGAGCAGCUUAUACGCGCCGAGCGUGAUCGGCUGCUGCUGCAGGACAAGUUCUUGGACGAUGAUGAGCGCUAUUUGGCGCACAGUCCAAGUCGGCGCCACUAUGCGCCGCCCUAUGCGCGUCCAGUGCGCAGCAAGUCGCUGCUGGAGAUGCAGCCGCCCAGCUUAUUCGACGAGGACAGCUGCUCGGAUACUACAGAGAUCGAUCUAGAGGAUUUCAACAUUGAUUUGGAAAAGUACUGGGAGCAGCUGGACAAGCCGCCCAGUCCCAUUGACAUGGACAUGCGACGCAACAUGCACAGCAAUUUGAAAGUGAAAAACGUCAAUGUGCGUUGCUAUAACAAUGGCCAGCCCAUCGAUAUGGUGGAUCGCGAGCAUGAGCGGCUUAUGAUUAAAAAGUCGCUGCUGGAGGGCAUGCCCUCGCCACCGCAAUUAGAUGCUAGUGGCGCUUUUUUUGAGCACAAUGCGGCGGCUGCACUGCAGCAACAGGAGCGCCUGCCGCCCAGCUAUGGCUAUGGGCAUAAGAUUUAUCCCACUGUGGACACGCUGCCCACUUAUCAGUACAACAAUUUCUAUCCGGAGCAUCAGCUGGGCGGCAAUGUGCUCACCCAGCAGCCUACGGCGGGCAUACAUCACGCCUCGGCGGGCGGACACUCGGCGCUGAGUUUGAUCAACAACAUUUUCUCCAUCUACAAGCCCAACAAGUAUUCGCCCGAGAAUUGCCAGCUGAACUAUGAGAGCAAACCGGAGCCGUGCAAGAAAAUGAAUAUGCCAAGCACGCGACGGCCGCUAGGUGGCGCCAGCAGCUGCCAUGGCCCCGAGUAUUUGCACUCGUCGAUGAAGCGUCCACUGCUGGUGAGCACAGAGCAGCCGCAUUUCAAGAUUAUACCCGAGAAGACGGGACUGAAGAUAUCGCCGCUGCUGGCUUACGAUGAAUACGGCGGCGAUAAGUCGCAGCACAGACUGAGCAGCACCGCUCGACCGCUGAUGCUUCCGCACUGAUGGUGCUGGACAUUUCCGUGGUAUGGUAAUGGUAAUUAUUGUUAAAGAAUGAAGCGGCAGUGAGAGCAAGUGAAACCAAAAACAAAAGACUUCGCUUUAUAAAAAAGGCAAACAACUACCCAAAACGCACAACUGGGCCAAACUCUCCAACUCUCCAAGCAACUCAACUCUACACAAAGCUACAACAACGUUUAAGGUUUGAGCCUCAUUUCAUUCAUAGCCAACAACAGCAACAGCAACAUGAACACCAACAACAGCAACAACAACAACUGCGCCAUACCAUUGGAAACGACAACAACAACAACAACAGCAAGUUGUUCAUACUUAUUAGCAAAUUGUUAGCUAAGCAUUAGUUUAGUCUCGAAUUGGAAUUUGCACACACAUACAAGCAAACAAACAAACAUUAAUUGUUGCAAUUAAAGCAACUGCGUUCGCUUUUGAGAAAUCGCCGCUUACUUAGUAAUUAAAUAUGCUAACAAAAAUCAAUGUAAUACUAAAUUUUCGAGCAACUUUUAAGCAAUCAGCAGCGUAUGCAGAUAUACAACAAAUGAAAUAUUUAUAUAUGUAUACUAAACAGUUGCUGCGUUUCAUUUUCAGAACAAACUAAAGCUUUUAGUUUAGAAAAUGUUACAAGCAGCAGCAGAAACUGUUAAAUUUAGUGUUAGGCAAAUUCAUAUCCGUGUUUCAACGCAUUGUAUACCCUUUAAAAAACAACAAGAAACUCUAGCAGCUAAGCCUAAAGAUUUUAUGACGACUAACUAACUGUUAAAACGUUAAACGCAACGUUUAACGCUGCCCACAAUUUGAGACGAACAUGUUUUUAUUGCUACUAUUUUUUAUACCAAUACCAACUUUAACUGUACCCAACACACACACACAGACACACACACACACACAUAUAUAGCGCUAGCUGAGAUUAAAGCGUGCGCAGCUGUUAACAGCUAAAGUAACAUUUUGAAGGCUUUUGAAUUCAUUUAUUUGCAGCUACUAGACUUAGGCUUAUUAUAUAUAUAACUGUAACUGUAACUGUAACUGCAACUGUAUGUGGUGUCGCUUUUUACAGCAGACAGCAAAGAUUACUAGAUUUGUAUAUAAGCUAACCAUAUAUGAUGGGCAUAUAUAUUAUGAUUGUACUUUUGAUGAUGUAUGCGUAUCCACUGGCCUUAUUUAUUGACAAAUGCAACGGAACAAGCUAACCAAACAUUAAAUUAAAUGUGCUGAACUCACACACACACACAGUUAUCGAACACACACACACACACACUUGUGCACUAAGUGUAUAAAUUGAUUUGCGUAUUACUUUUAAGCGCACUUGAUGAGAUGCAUUAAUUACAAUUUAUUCAAAUAUAUAUAGCAACUGUAAGGCUUUAAUUUGUUUAAUUCGAUUCGGUUUUAACGUUUUCUUUGACGUCCAAUUUUACAUGAGUACAUAAGAAGUAUUAAAUGCUAGCGAGUAGCUGCGUAACGAGUAACAGUAACGAGAGUAACGUAUUUUGUAGUUCGUAAGUGUAGCUGCUAACAAAACAGCAAUAAAAAUAACAAACAUUUUGAAUUUGAAUUUAUUUUUAAUAACUUUUGAAUAAAACGACAGCUAAAUGAUAAAUCUAGAUACAUUUUAUUAGACAUCGUUUUCUAUUCACAUUGUUGUUGAACUACUUACACCUACAUAUACAAAUAUAUAUAUAUAUGUAUACUCUAAGUGUACCCCUAUGGCCUAUUAGCAAUUAAGCGUAACGAAAGUUUUUCUAAAAACGAACAGAACAGAACAGAACCGAAUACAGUUGCACCCCCCCCCCCUCAAACCCAAUGAGUCACAUCGAGCGCACCCCAUUUAUAAUAUUAUGAAACUAGCAAAUAUUUGAAACAUAACAAAAUAUAACUACUACUGUUAGUUGUUAAGUGUGCUGAAGAAAAAAGUGUAAAAUGCAUUCAAGUCGCAGAGCAUGAAACGCCCCAAAUCUUAUGAGUAUGUAAAAAAA